AUGAUCUACACCUCUGGUGUCAUCACAAAUGCUAACGAGGAUGCAUCCUCCCUUGAAGAACUUCAGGACAACAAACUCUGUCUCAUCUGCUCUAAACUUGACCUUAAGCCCGAAGAUCAUCUCCUCAAUGUAGGCUGCGGCUGGGGUACCCUUGCCACCUAUGCAGCUAAAAACCAUGGCUGCGACAUCAUAGGUAUCACCCUCAGCAAGAACCAGACCAAGUUUGGCAAUGAAUGCAUCAAGACCAACAACAUCACUCCUGACAAGGCAUGUAUCCUUUGCAUGAACUGCAGGGAAAUUCCAGGUGGUCCCGGUCACUUCACCAAGAUUGUCAGCCUCGAAAUGGCCGAGCAUGUUGGAAUCAGGCAUUACGGUGCAUUUAUGUGUCAGAUGUAUGACCUUCUCAAGGAUGAUGGUAUUUUUGUCCUCCAAGUCGCUGGUACCCACUCAUCCUGGCAAUAUGAGGACCUCAUC
Messenger RNA from Suillus paluster, 474 nucleotides. Its product is annotated as S-adenosyl-L-methionine-dependent methyltransferase. The transcript is spliced from 2 exons. Gene Ontology annotation, biological process: cellular response to biotic stimulus. The record is from RefSeq and is a predicted model, not a curated record. Lineage: Eukaryota; Fungi; Basidiomycota; Agaricomycetes; Boletales; Suillaceae. The annotation marks the transcript as partial.